Molecule: messenger RNA, 618 nt
Organism: Drosophila pseudoobscura
Lineage: Eukaryota; Metazoa; Arthropoda; Insecta; Diptera; Drosophilidae
Product: bolA-like protein DDB_G0274169
Exons: 2
Coding region: 74-523 (149 amino acids)
Cellular component (GO): mitochondrion
Source: RefSeq, a predicted model, not a curated record
AAUGCAGCUCUGGGUGCCCAGCUGGUUUAUGUAAUCGUGAACAGCUGUGUGUGUGCGAAGUAAACUGGAAAACAUGUUAGCCUCAACUUUUCGUCGUAUUGCUGGAGUUUCCGCACAAAAAUUGACUCAACUUGCCCCCAAAAGCUGCACCCUAGGCCACAUAUACUCCAAGGCUACCAUGUCGCAGGCGACACAGUAUCCACCCAUUGAGACGGCCAUGAGAAAGGCGCUCACAACCGAACUGAAACCGGUGUUCCUGGAAGUUAUUAACGAAUCGCCCCAGCACAAUGUGCCCAAGAGGUCCGAGUCCCACUUUCGAGUGCUGGUGGUGUCGGAGAAGUUCAAUGAUCUGACUUUAAUCAAGCGCCAUCGAUUGGUCAACGACACAGUGAAGAACGCGCUGACGGCAGCGGGUUUUGAGUUCAUGCACGCUCUUUCCAUUGAGGCCAAGACGCCGAAGCAGUGGGAGCCUGAGCAGGAACCAGAGAAGAGUCCGCCGUGCCUCGGUGGCUUUGGCAAGUAAAACGAAGUGUCGAUAACGGCUAGGUGGAAUCUUUAUGUACAAAAGGAAUACUACACACAAACCAGCUAAGGAAAUUUACAGAAAAGGCCAAAAAA